AUGAAUGUCACGUACUUGGCCACAAGUGAAUUGCCUCCGCUGGCGAUUCCAUCGGAUUCAACGAACUCUCAGCUGCCCCCCUGGCCAAAUUUUGAGGGGCGCAUUUUGAAGCAGACGGUGAAUACCGUCUGCUUGGACUGGACUCUGUUGGAUGAUGCGACCGUCUACAGCAUUGAAAAGUAUCACAGACGUCAUGGCUGGCAGCAGGUGCUCUGGAGCAGCAGCAGUCCCCAAGUCAUUAGCCAGCUGGAGGAGAACUUUGGCCAUCGACUGCGCAUCAAAGCGUUGCAGCAACAUAAGGAUGCCACCCACUACGAGACGUUGGCCAUCUCAAAGGAUAUCAUUGCAUGCACCGAGGCUGCGUUGCCGUCGACAAACUGUUUGCAUCGCGCCAUUCGCAAAUCGCAGCAAUUUCUGGUGAAGCGCAUGUUGCGUCGUCGUCCCAGUCUGGUCGACUAUCCCGGUCCUAAUGGCUAUUUACCAUUGGCCAAUGCAAUUAUUCAGGGCGAGAUGUGCAUAAUCGAUGUGCUGCUCUCCGCCGGCUGCAGUGUCCAUCAGGGCAAUCCACAGAAUGGAAGAACACCACUACAUCUGGCCUUUUAUUGUGGCCAUCUGCCCUCGGCCCGCAUCCUGCUGAACAAGAAGGCCCAACUGGAUGCUAGGGAUUGCAAUGGGAUGACUCCCGCGCACUGUGCCGUGGAUGCCAAUCAACUGGAAAUGGUGAAGUUUGCCCUCGAAUCGGGCGCCAAUGUGGAGGCGAGAGAUGCCUGCGAGUGGACGCUCCUGAUGCGAGCAGUGGUCAUGGAUGCCGGUCUGGAGCUUAUCAAGCUUCUGGUUACACACGGCGCCGACUUGUCGGCUUUGGAUGGGCUCGGCAAAAGCUGCAGCGGUUUAGCCAAACUUUAUCGACGACAGCAGGCCAGGGAUUAUUUUGACAAGGUGCACACGUUUCGACAAGAAAAGGCGGCAGCGGCAGCAGCAGCAGCAGCAAAAGGAGCAGGAGAAACAACAACAAAAACCGUAGAAACUUUGGCAAACGAAAUACAAAAACAACCACAAGCCAGCCGCCAAAAGGAUUAAAUGCACCGAGUCGCCUAAUAGGAUGGAAUUUCUCCAUACACCAGACUUAUCAACAACAACAACAAUAUUCUUCCAUGAGACCAAAUGUAGCCAUCCAGACGCUGACUUCCAAGCAAUGAAUUUGACGCCAAGGCAAACCUAUGCCAUCGAAUCGGCAGCCUUACAUAAUCCAAAUUUUGAUGUGUUUGUCCUGUUUACAUUUCCCUCAUAUCGUGCUGUACGCGGUGUCGAGAGAUCGCUCAUCAAUGCCAUCAAGAACUAGGAUUAUGUUUAUCUGCGGCAGUUGAACCAGUCGACUUUUGCAGCAGGAACUCCAGUCGGGGAUUGGAUCAAAGAAGAUCAUCUUCUUAAGUCACAGUCACAGAAGAAAUAUUUUAAUUGUUAUUUCUUAUAGAAAUUUAUUUGAAGUCACCCUCACUCAGCUAUCUAGUGCAACACACUUCCGAUCUACUCCGUACACAAGGGAAAAGACUAAAGACUCUUACUUGGUUCACUUAUGGAAUAAAUUGUCCUUCGGGGUCCUUAUUUAAUUGUAUCUGUACCCAUGUAAAACGAUAAGUAAAAUUAUUAAAAAGAAAUCGAAAUUA
Drosophila grimshawi is the source of this 1667-nucleotide messenger RNA. RefSeq names its product ankyrin repeat and SOCS box protein 13 (gene flip). The transcript has 5 exons. Lineage: Eukaryota; Metazoa; Arthropoda; Insecta; Diptera; Drosophilidae. The record is from RefSeq and is a predicted model, not a curated record. Gene Ontology annotation, molecular function: protein binding. The coding region runs from base 1 to 1080 and encodes 359 amino acids.